GCAUAAAAUUCGUCACUUUCUCGCAAAGUGUUUACCUCGUAAUAUUAUACUAAUUAUCCGUGCGAGUAUACAAACAUGAACGGCAACUACUGUCGGUCGAUCCUCGCGCUCGUCUGCGGCCUGCUGGUGGCCGUUCUCGUCGUGGUGCAGCAGGUCGACGCCACCAGUCUGACCCUGGGCACGAGGCGCCAAGGCGACGGCCUCGUGUGCGCCGGCGACGUCAACAUACGCGCCCGACCCGGCCAGAUAGUCAGCGCCACGAAGCUCUGCAACGUGCCCAGGCGCAACCAGACCAUCACCCAGGUGCGAGCCCUCGAUCUCGGGGUCCGCGGCAGGGGCGGCUACGCGUCCGUCGUCAAGGGCGGCCUCGGCCGCGGGAACGUCACCCUCUACCUGUGGAGCCAGAAGAGUCAGCCGCUCAACUUCACACUGCAGGUCUACGCCUGGCCGUACUACUAAGAUCGAUCGACGGUGCAAAGUGACGAUCGUGUGUGUAGUGCGAUAUCCAGCGGUUAUUGGAUAGUUCGAUUGUCUCGUAUGAUACGUUUAGAGAAUGAUCAAAAUUAACGAAUAAAAAGUUAUAUAUUUUUGUUAAACAUACGUUUUGAACAUUUUUUUUAUUUACCAUUUUCCUCGAUCAACAAAUUGAACAUUAUACGACAAGUUAUUAUCUCAAAACCCUGAAAAGAGCAGUAAUUGUACGAUUACUUUGUUAACCAGACAUAAUUAAAUAAAGUAGCCCAAGUAAAUCUAUGCAAUUA
Molecule: messenger RNA, 761 nt
Organism: Trichogramma pretiosum
Lineage: Eukaryota; Metazoa; Arthropoda; Insecta; Hymenoptera; Trichogrammatidae
Product: probable salivary secreted peptide
Exons: 1
Coding region: 76-459 (127 amino acids)
Source: RefSeq, a predicted model, not a curated record